AUGACAAUUAGGGCUGGAAGGGUGAUUCGGAAUGCGAAUGGCGGCCUCAUUAGCGCCUUUGUGAUCAAUUUGGGGCAUGGUACAAAUAACCAGGCUGAAGGAAUGGGUCUUUUACAUAGCUUACGUAUUGUUGCAAAUUUGGAUUUAGUGCAUGUUGACUUGGAGUUGGAUUCUAUAAUAGUGCUUCAAUGGAUCAAGAAUUUAAGAUGUGGUCUUUGGUACUUUGAAGACUACUGGGAGGAAAUCACUACUAUUCUGGCUGGUUUGAAUUUCAAUAUAUCCCACAUUUAUAGACAAGGUAAUUCACCGGCAGACUUCUUGGCACGCAUAGGAGCAAAUGGCUACAGCUGCAUAUGGAAUAAGUUUUCUGAUCUUCCUUUCCUUCUAAAAGGUUUGCUUAAAAUAGAUAAAUUAGGUCAGCCUUAUUUGAAAAUCAAGAAUUAG
Juglans microcarpa x Juglans regia is the source of this 444-nucleotide messenger RNA. RefSeq lists its product as uncharacterized. The coding region runs from base 1 to 444 and encodes 147 amino acids. Gene Ontology annotation, molecular function: RNA-DNA hybrid ribonuclease activity; nucleic acid binding. Lineage: Eukaryota; Viridiplantae; Streptophyta; Magnoliopsida; Fagales; Juglandaceae. The transcript has a single exon. The record is from RefSeq and is a predicted model, not a curated record.